AUGAGUUCCGGAGCCCUCACCACCUCGGCCUUCUUCACCUGCGACCCGGCAGUCACAGUCACCGCCACCGCAACCACCAAUGUCUACACCACCGUGUACACGACAACGGCUCUCGCCGCCAACCCUUCCACGUCGUGGAUGGCCACUUACACAGUGACCGAAGUCUGCACUGGCCAGCCGUGGGAGUACGUGACCAAGGACAUCCCCCCUUGCUUCGCCCCCACCACCGUCUACUGUGAGCCCUGCGCCCAAAAGACCAUCCCCAUCAUCUGCCCCAUCCCGACGCCUACCGCCAACGUCGUUAUCAACGGCAACGCUCCUGGUGCCGGCGGUGCCCCCGGUGCGUCUGGCGCUCCCGGUGCGUCUGGCGCUCCCGGUGCCGGUGGUGCUCCCGGUGGAACUCUCGCUCAGUCUGGUGCUCCUGGUGCCCCUGGCGCAUCUGGUGCUCCCGGGACCGGCGGCUCUUCCGGUGGUGCUGGAGGUGCUGGUGGUGCUCCCGGUGCGUCUGGCGCUGGCGGCUCUGGUGGCGGUGCCUCUGGCUCAACCGCCACGGGUGGUGCUUCCGGCUCCAAGCCGUCCACAGUCCAGGUCGCCUCGGCACCGUCUCUCAAGCAGAGCCUCGGCCUCCUUUGCGGUAUCGCAAUGGCUGCCGGCCUUACCAUCUUUGCUUAA
Molecule: messenger RNA, 672 nt
Organism: Colletotrichum lupini
Lineage: Eukaryota; Fungi; Ascomycota; Sordariomycetes; Glomerellales; Glomerellaceae
Exons: 3
Coding region: 1-672 (223 amino acids)
Source: RefSeq, a predicted model, not a curated record